Pseudonaja textilis is the source of this 2938-nucleotide messenger RNA. RefSeq names its product fibroblast growth factor receptor substrate 2 (gene FRS2). Gene Ontology annotation, molecular function: fibroblast growth factor receptor binding; transmembrane receptor protein tyrosine kinase adaptor activity. Gene Ontology annotation, biological process: fibroblast growth factor receptor signaling pathway. The record is from RefSeq and is a predicted model, not a curated record. NCBI's taxonomy places the organism in Eukaryota, Metazoa, Chordata, Lepidosauria, Squamata, Elapidae. Gene Ontology annotation, cellular component: cytoplasm; cell-cell junction.
CACCCCGCUUUUCGCGCCGUGAGCUCCAAGCCUUCCGCAGCAACAGCGAAAGGCGCGCCUUCCUCACUCCCGCCGGCAAGACGAACAACCCGCCAUUAGGAAGACCGGCCGACCACUCCCACUCUCCCCCCUUUUUUGGCCCGGAAGGAGUUGCCUGCUUGGCCUCGGAAGUUGUCUUGGGCAGGGUCCGGCCCAGAGCGAGGCCUGGCUGCUAUUCUUGGAACUGGAAUUCCGGCUAAUCCAGGCAGGGGUGGACCCCGGUCGGUUGUCUCUUAGCCACCUGUAAGCCAGUCGACCUCAUGAAAGAAGGUCCAACAACUAUCUGAAAAGAAAACACAAUGUUUUGAAGUAUGAAAGGAUUACUGCUGCUAUACCAGAGGCUACGAAUAUUAAUGGCCAAAUCUAGUAAUCACACGGUCUUCUAAAGAAGUCAUGGGUAGCUGUUGUAGCUGUCCUGAUAAAGAAGCAGUCCCUGAUAACCAUCGAAACAAAUUUAAGGUUAUUAAUGUGGAUGAUGAUGGUAAUGAAUUGGGUUCUGGUAUAAUGGAACUUACAGAUACAGAGUUAAUCUUGUAUACCCGUAAACGUGAUUCGGUCAAGUGGCAUUAUCUCUGUCUGCGCCGUUAUGGGUAUGAUUCCAAUCUUUUCUCAUUUGAAAGUGGUCGAAGGUGUCAAACUGGACCAGGGAUAUUUGCCUUCAAGUGUGCUCGUGCAGAGGAACUGUUUAAUAUGCUGCAGGAAAUCAUGCAGAAUAAUAGUAUAAAUGUAGUAGAAGAACCAGUUGUAGAAAGGAGUCUACAUCAAACAGAGAUUGAGGUUCCAAGAACACCUCUCACACCUACCACACCUGGAUUGAGUGGGCAGAAUUUACCUAAUGGGUACCCAAGGUUUCCCUCCUAUGGAGAUGCUUCAUCACAUCCUUCUAGCAGACACCCUUCAGUAGGAAGUGCACGUCUUCCUUCAGUAGGUGAAGAAUCCACACACCCCUUACUUGUAGCAGAGGAACAAGUCCAUACAUAUGUGAAUACAACAGGUGUACAGGAGGAAAGAAAAAACAAAUCAACUGCACGCACACCUCUGGAACAAAAGGUUCCCAAUGCAGAAACAAACAAGGCAAGAGAAGAAGGGACUUGCUCUGAUGACAGGGAUGGCCAGGUUGUACUGGAACCUCAAGGAGUCAAAUUUGUUUUGGGCCCUACUCCUGUCCAGCGACAGUUAAUGGAGAUGGAAAAACUGGAAUCAAGCGGGAACAGUACUCAAAUUAGUGGGAACAAUACUGAAACAAGUAGUAGCAGUAUUCAAGCUAGUGGAAAUAGUAACAAUGAAUGGGAUACUGGAUAUGACAGUGAUGAACGCAAAGAGGUUUCUUCUGGUAAUAAACUAACAUAUGAAAAUGUAAAUAGAUUGUCUAUCCCUAAUGCUCCAGGGCACAGGAGGAGUCGUCUAGUGUCAUCCAGUACUUCUGAUUCUCAAAACAUCAAUAAUUCAGCUCAAAGGAGAACUGCACUGUUAAAUUAUGAAAAUCUUCCUUCUUUGCCUCCAGUUUGGGAAGCUCAUAAGCUAAGUAAAGAGGAGGAUGACAGUUUAGGACCAAAGACUCCCUCUUUGAACGGCUAUCAUAAUAACUUAGAUCCCAUGCAUAAUUAUGUCAAUACAGAGAAUGUAACAGUACCAUCAAGUGCUCACAAAGUUGAACAUGCAAGACGCCGGGACUGUACCCCUACAGUCUUCAAUUUUGAUAUUAGGCGACCAAGUUCAGAACACAGGCAACUCAAUUAUAUACAAGUUGAUUUGGAAGGUGGCAGUGACUCUGAUAACCCACAGACUCCCAAAACUCCUACUACUCCACUUCCCCCAACACCAACUAGGCGCACCGAGCUAUAUGCUGUGAUAGAUAUUGAAAGAACUGCUGCUAUGUCAAACUUGCAGAAAGCACUGCCACGAGACGACGGUACUUCUAGAAAAACUAGACAUAACAGUACUGACCUGCCUAUGUGAGCCUGGAAAGCAGUAGUGAAAUCAUUUGCACCUUUGUGAAGAAUUGUUUUAAUUGGAUGAGUGCUGUUUUAUUUUUGAAUGCUAUCACCUUUCAUAGGUUAAUAGAUUUUUCUGAAUACAUCAUUUGCUUGCUUAAAGGGAAUUUAAGGUAGAUAAAGUAUUAAAUAACACUAUCACUUUAUAAUUAUAGAAACAGCUUUUAAAUAUUGUUGCCAUUUUUAUAGUGCCUAUUUUAUUGACUGAAAGUUAUAGUAGCCAAUUAUAACAAAUUGGCCAUGUGCCUAAAAUUACUGUCAAGGCAUUAUGACACUCCUAUGCUGCCUGAAACUUGCAUUAUUUGCAAAUCAGUAGAAUUUCUCAUAGUAUAUUAAUAGACUCACAGAUUCCAGUUGAAUUUAUGCGUGGUAUAAAUGAGAAAGAUUUUAGUUGUCAAAUCAUGGUACGGUUUUCUUUCAGAGUGCUGGGUUUAUGAGAAAGGACUGACAGGCAGCUGUUAUCCUCCAAACUUCUCCUAAUAGGAGCAGCUUUCUAUAGUAAAUACUUUUAUUAAAUCUAAUAAAGCCAAUUUUUAGUACUGAGGAGAAUGCUGUUUAGUGGCUGAUUUGGGAGAGAUAAAAAUGGAUGAAAUCAUCAUCUUCAUUAAGAUUUCAUUCAGAUGUCAUGUAGCUCAUGGAAUUGGUUUAAAAUUACCCAUGAUCUUUAGAUGCACUUUAAAUUCACUAACCAUAAGUCCAACAACUAGUAAUUUAAAAUAUGUUCUGGUACAAUUUUAUUAAAAAGUUUGUGUUGCAAUUCUAGAAUUUUUUUUUGCUUUCUAAAGUUAAUAACAAAAGGUAAUAAUAUGAAGAAGGUACAUCAUUUAGCAGGAAAUGACAUGCACCUAAAUAAUUUCAAACCUUUUGCCAAGUAAAGAUGGAUAUUGUUAAAGGAGUAUUAUGCU